UUCUUGGUGACUCCUCCCAAACUAUGGGAUUUUCUACUACAAGUAGAUAGUUGGCCAACUUCAUGUUUCUGUUGGGUCGAAUUAGAUUGUGGUCUCUUUCAACUGAGUCUCUUUGGACCAUCAGGCUAAGACCUCACCAAGCUAUAACUCUCACAAUUCCAUGCUUUGGACCAUAGCUGUUGAAGUGGGAUCAAACUGCACUAAAAUUGACAUUGUAGCAUCAGCCUUGGUUUCAUGCAUGGACCAAGAUUUGUUCUGAUCUCGUGUCUUCUCCAUCUUGUUGUUUCCCUCUAGACACCUUUCUCAACAAUGUCUCAGAUGGAAAAUGCCAUCGACAUCAUCAUCAAUGUCUUCCACCAAUAUUCGAUCCAGAAACCCCAUCCGGACAAGCUGAGCAAAGGCGAGACCAAAAACCUGAUCCAGAAGGAGCUGGCGGAGUUCUUGAAGAACCAAGUCAACCCGCUUGUUGUCGAGGAAAUGUUCAAGCAGCUGGACCAAGAUCAAGACAAGGAGCUGUCUUUCCAGGAAUUCAUGCAGUUGGUUGUCCAGGUCACGGUCGCGACCCAUAACAACCUUCAUGCUCAAUGAAGGGCAGGCGGAGAUGCCGCUGAGUCAACUGCAGUGGAGAAGAAGAAGAAGAUAGCAGAAGAUGAGGAUGAAAAAGAUUGAGGAGGAGGAGGAGAAUGAAGAGGGUACAAAAUGCACGUGUGCCAAGCUGGGCGCCCUGAUCCCUGCCAUUGGGGCACAGAGUCAAAGUUGGAGUCAUGGUUUCAUUGAGACAUCAAUAAAAGCAACAUUUCAUCCAGGUUCUUAGUCGUGUUUAUGUUUGUGGUAGUAU
Anolis carolinensis (green anole) is the source of this 838-nucleotide messenger RNA. Its product is annotated as protein MRP-126-like. Gene Ontology annotation, cellular component: cytoplasm. NCBI's taxonomy places the organism in Eukaryota, Metazoa, Chordata, Lepidosauria, Squamata, Anolidae. Gene Ontology annotation, molecular function: calcium ion binding; calcium-dependent protein binding; transition metal ion binding. The record is from RefSeq and is a predicted model, not a curated record. The transcript is spliced from 2 exons. The coding region runs from base 310 to 588 and encodes 92 amino acids.